AUGAAUCCCGAGGCAACAAUGCAUCUUAUACAAAUUUUGGAUAGAACAGUUUCUGGAGACAAAAAUGAACUUGAAGCAGCAUUAACCUUUUUGGAACAAGCAGCUCAAACAAAUUUGCCAGAAUUUAUUAAAACACUUUCUGAUAUUUUACACCAUGGAGGAAAUAGUCCAGUUGUUCGAAUGGCAGCUGGCCUGCAACUUAAAAAUACACUCACAUCUAAAGAUCAAAACCUUAAAACUCAGUAUCAACAAAGAUGGCUUUCUUUUCCUGAAGAUACAAGAGCAUAUAUUAAAAACAAUAUAUUGGCUUCAUUAGGAACAGAAAAUACUAGGCCCAGUUGCGCAGCUCAGUGUGUGGCAUAUGUAGCAGUGGUCGAAUUACCUAACGGUCAAUGGAAUAAUUUGAUUGAAACUUUAGUGUCAAAUAUUGUUGCCACAACUAGUACAGAAAUGUUAAAAGAAGCCACUUUAGAAGCAAUUGGAUACAUAUGUCAAGAAAUUGAUCAUGAAGUUUUAAUGGGUCAAUCAAAUGAAAUAUUAACUGCUAUUAUCCAUGGUAUGAGGCCUAAUGAACCCAGUGAUCAUGUACGAUUGGCUGCCACAACUGCUCUCCAUAAUUCAUUAGAAUUCACUAAAGCUAAUUUUGAUCAAGAAACGGAAAGAAACUUUAUUAUGGAAGUUGUUUGUGAAGCGACUCAAUCAUACAACACUCAAGUUCGAGUUGCUGCACUUCAAUGUCUUGUUAAAAUUAUGUCCUUAUAUUAUCACUACAUGGAGCCAUACAUGGGCCAGGCUUUAUUUCCUAUUACAUUUGAAGCCAUGAAGUCUGAUGUAGAUGAUAUUGCUUUACAAGGAAUUGAAUUUUGGUCAAGUGUUAGUGAUGAAGAAAUUAAUCUAGCUGUAGAAGAAACGGAAGCAGUUGAAAAUGGGCUUCCUCCCCAAAGGACAUCCAGGUUUUACGCUAAAGGAGCUCUUCAAUUCUUGGUCCCCGUUUUAAUGACAAAACUAACAAAACAAAUGGAUGAUGAAGAUGAUUGGAAUCCUAGUAAAGCUGCAGGAGUGUGUCUCAUGUUAUUAUCCAAUUGUUGUGAAAACGAUAUUGUUCAAUAUGUUUUGCCGUUUGUCACAAAAUACAUCAAAGAUUCCGAUUGGCGUUUUAGGGAAGCUGCUAUUAUGGCUUUCGGAUCUAUAUUGAGUGGUUUAGAUCCGGCUACAUCUAAACCAUUAGUAGAGCAAGCAAUGCCGACACUAAUAGAACUUUUGUACGAUAAUUGUGUCGUCGUUAGGGAUACGGCUGCAUGGGCUUUUGGCAGAAUUUGCGAAUUAGUUCCAAUGGCUGCUAUAAAUCCAACUUUCUUGAAGCCUAUGCUUGAAGCCUUUGUUAUGGGUCUUAAGCAAGAACCAAGAGUUGCUACUAAUGUCUGCUGGGCAUUUACUGGCCUAGCAGAAGCAAGUUACGAUCUUGCCACCGAAGGAUUAGAGGAAGGAAUACAACCCAAAACAUAUUGUUUAUCAUCUUAUUUUGAUUACAUUGUUGAACGUUUGUUAGAAACUACUGAUCGACCAGACGCCGCUCAGGCGAAUUUGAGAGCUUCUGCUUACGAAGCUUUGAUGGAAAUGGUAAAAAAUUCUCCAUCAGAUUGUUAUGUUACUGUUCAACAAACUACAAUGAUUAUUCUCGAAAGAUUAAAUCAAGUUUUGCAAAUGGAGUCUCAAGUUAUAACUAGUAAUGAUAGAGCUCAGUAUAAUGAUCUUCAGGGAUUACUUUGUGCCACUCUCCAGAGUGUUUUGCGUAAAAUGACUCCAGAUGAUGCUCCCAAAUUCUCUGACAAUAUAAUGACAGCAUUACUUCAAAUGUUCAACUCCAAUUCAUGCAAAUCCGGUGGAGUUCAAGAAGAUGCUCUUUUAGCUGUAGCUAAUUUGAUGGAUAUUUUAGGAGAAAAAUUUAUUAAAUACAUGAAUUCAUUCAAGCCAUUUUUCUUCAUAGGUUUGAAAAAUCACGAAGAAUAUCAGGUGUGCAUUUCGGCAAUCGGGUUAGUAGGAGAUUUAUGUCGAGCUUUAAAAUCAAAAGUGUCCGAAUACUGUGACGAAAUCAUGGUAUUGCUUUUAGAAAAUUUAAGUAAUGAAAAUGUUCAUAGGUCUAUUAAACCUCAUAUAUUUUCUGCUUUUGGAGAUAUUGCUUUGGCUAUUGGGGCAGAAUUUAAAAAAUAUUUAGAGGUCGUUUUACAAACUCUUUUACAAGCAUCUCAAGCAGAUGUCGAUAAAAAUGAUUACGAUAUGGUUGAUUAUUUAAAUGAACUUCGCGAAGGCGUGUUGGCAGCUUACGCGGGAAUAGUGUUGGCAUUAAAAGGAGAUGGUCAAACGCCGUCCAACGAUGUUUUCCUUUUGGAACCUCAUUUACCUUAUAUUAUACAGUUUAUAUGCAAAAUAUCGGAAGAUACUGAAAAACCAGAUAGUAUUCUAGCGGCUUGUUUAGUUUAUGAUUAUGUAAGCUACCAUGCUGACCAGACAAAUAACCGAAGUUUUAAGCAAGGAAAGAAAUCGCGCACACAUACCACUAAAAGUUUAGCAUCGUGGGCUGCAAAAGAACUUCGAAAGAUCAAAACUAUGCCGGCGCAAGCCAGCUGGUGA
Molecule: messenger RNA, 2631 nt
Organism: Pediculus humanus corporis (human body louse)
Lineage: Eukaryota; Metazoa; Arthropoda; Insecta; Psocodea; Pediculidae
Product: importin beta, putative
Exons: 15
Coding region: 1-2631 (876 amino acids)
Biological process (GO): protein import into nucleus
Cellular component (GO): nucleus; cytoplasm
Molecular function (GO): nuclear import signal receptor activity; small GTPase binding
Source: RefSeq, a predicted model, not a curated record